AUGGCGAAACUCAAGGCACAUGAAGAACUCUCCACUAAUGCGAAUACUAUCAAAGCUCGCAACUGCGUCUCCAACCUUACUGAAGAUGAGAAGGCUGUUCACUUAGCACUCAAGGCUGACCAUGCUGAUCUGAGCUACUACUUAAAGAAGUUAUAUAAGUCUGCAAAGUACAAGACACGUCUACAGAAUGAAUUGAAGGUUGAGCGUAUUUGUGUUCGGACUGAGAAGGGUACCCAUGCAUCUUGCAUUGCGAAUCAGAAAGUCAAGAAUAUUAGCGCCUCUUCUUCUCCACAAGCCCCACCAUCUACUCCGCCCAAACAACUUCUGUCUGAGCUUGCUGCAUUUGAGGCGCGAGAUAUUUUAAAUGACGAGGCUGUUCUACCAGAUGAGCUUUCCGAUGAAGAGAUCACUAGCACCCAGGCUCUCUUAACUCAAGCGCACAUUGAUGCCCAUGAAGAGUCCAAUUUCCGCAAGUGGCAACAUUUCUGGGAUAGCUGUAUCCACUCAUAUACGAGAAAGGCUGGAAAGCUGAGAAAGAAGCCUGAGCGUCUCUUUGAGUAUAUGCCGUGGAUUGAUGUAGAGGAAGGCUUCAAAGAGGCGUUCUUACUUGUCUACUCUAAGAAGUUUGAUAAGGAAAAGUGGGCUAAGGUAUCAGCUGCACAGGAUAUGUUGUUCCUGGAGCUAGAGUAG
Molecule: messenger RNA, 690 nt
Organism: Pseudogymnoascus destructans
Lineage: Eukaryota; Fungi; Ascomycota; Leotiomycetes; Thelebolales; Thelebolaceae
Exons: 6
Coding region: 1-690 (229 amino acids)
Source: RefSeq, a predicted model, not a curated record